Molecule: messenger RNA, 665 nt
Organism: Nicotiana tabacum (common tobacco)
Lineage: Eukaryota; Viridiplantae; Streptophyta; Magnoliopsida; Solanales; Solanaceae
Product: small nuclear ribonucleoprotein SmD1b
Biological process (GO): RNA processing; spliceosomal snRNP assembly
Molecular function (GO): RNA binding
Source: RefSeq, a predicted model, not a curated record
CGCUGCUUUGCCCUAAACCGUGGUGGUCGUGUUCGAUCUUGCUUCGACUUAAGCCCUAGCGUGUUCUUCAAUUUCUUCAGCAACAAAAUGAAGCUCGUCAGAUUUUUGAUGAAGUUGAACAACGAGACCGUAUCAAUUGAGCUCAAAAACGGCACCGUUGUUCAUGGAACCAUUACAGGUGUGGAUGUUAGCAUGAACACACACCUGAAGGCUGUCAAACUUACUCUAAAGGGAAAGAAUCCAGUGACGUUGGAUCACCUGAGUGUGAGGGGUAACAACAUCCGUUAUUACAUUCUCCCUGACAGCUUAAAUCUUGAGACUUUGCUGGUGGAAGAAACACCUAGGGUGAAGCUGAAGAAGCCAACAGCUGGAAAGCCUUUGGGACGUGGUCGCGGGCGUGGUCGCGGGCGUGGACGUGGUCGAGGCCGCUAAAUGCAUUCCAGCUCUUCUAAUUUUUUGCAGUAUGUCUAUGUUAACGUAUAUGUAUGGAUGGAGAGAUUUGCUCUUAAUUUUCCAGCGGAAAAGAGAUCAAUCUCAUGCAACAAUUUAUUCUGGAUCUUUAAAAUCAGAGCCUGUUAUUUUGUUGCAUCAUAUGGACCACUAACAUUACUACCCAAUCUCGUUCACUUCUGCUCCGCCUAAACAAGGCAGAACAAUUAUGGUUA